Messenger RNA from Vitis riparia (riverbank grape), 1056 nucleotides. RefSeq names its product probable disease resistance protein At5g66900. The coding region runs from base 1 to 1056 and encodes 351 amino acids. Lineage: Eukaryota; Viridiplantae; Streptophyta; Magnoliopsida; Vitales; Vitaceae. The transcript is spliced from 4 exons. The record is from RefSeq and is a predicted model, not a curated record. Gene Ontology annotation, biological process: defense response to fungus.
AUGGAAAUGAAGAAGUUGAUCCAAAUCUUACAAGAUGGAGAGAAGCUAAUCCAAGACUGCUCUCGCUGCUACUGCUACCAGAGGAUGGGGUACGCCAAUAAAAUUAAAGCCCUCGAUGCCUCUCUUCUUAGAUUGUUUCAGGUGGAUGUGCAAGCCCAACUCAGUAGGAACGUUAUGGAGAUUCUGGCCAUGCUCAAAUCAAAUAGAUUCAGUUGGAAUAACAGAGGGGUUUCGGAUGAAUAUGAAAACUUGGGUUCCUGCAACGCUCCUGGUCCACCGGAAUUUAUGGUGGGAUUAGAUGUGCCUCUCAAAGAAUUGAAGAGGCGGCUGUGUGAGGAUGGGAAAUCAAGGAUUGUGAUCGAUCAGGAAUAUUUUAAGCACAUUUUGUAUGCCACGGUAUCAAAACGGCCCAACCUAAUUGCCAUCAUUAAGAAACUAUUUUGGGACAAGGAUGAACAAGUGCCAGAGUUUCGAAAUGAGGAAGAUGCAGUCAAUCAAAUGGAACUGAAACCGAAGAGGAAAGCAGAAUCUGGUACUAUACUGUUGGUCCUAGAUGAUGUUUGGUGUGGAUCAGAAUCCCUCUUAGCCAAGUUCAAGUUCCAGAUAUCAGAAUCCAAGGUUCUGGUUACAUCAAGAAAUGAAUUUCCAGAAUUUGGCUCUACAUAUAACCUGGAAUUGUGGAAUAAGGAAGAUACCAUGGUUCUUUUUCGUCAUUCAGCAACCCCGAGCAUGGAAGCUGUUAUUUCACACACAUCUGCAGACAGUGAGGCACUGCAAGAGACUUCCACUGGCCCUGGAAGUGUUGGCAGAUCACUCCAUGGGCAGCCUGUAGAGAUCUGGAGAAGCCGACUGAUGAAAUUACUCGAAGGUCAAUCCAUUGUCGAUUCUGAAACUGAUCUGCGUAAAUGUCUUCAAAGUAGCUUAGACGCCCUAAAUGACGAGGAUGUUAUGCAGAAGGAGUGUUUUAUGGACUUCACCAGGAAUGAUGCAAGCGAGAUUGAUGGAUGCUACAGCGAUGCCUUUUUGCACUUUCCCUUGUAUUUCCUCUCAAAUUAG